Suricata suricatta (meerkat) is the source of this 1321-nucleotide messenger RNA. It is a transcript of the gene C7H6orf136, whose product is annotated as chromosome 7 C6orf136 homolog. NCBI's taxonomy places the organism in Eukaryota, Metazoa, Chordata, Mammalia, Carnivora, Herpestidae. The record is from RefSeq and is a predicted model, not a curated record. The transcript is spliced from 6 exons. The coding region runs from base 192 to 1136 and encodes 314 amino acids.
AGACAAAGUCCCGCACCGUUUCCCUGGAACCCGCUGCAGUGCGCAAGCGUCCAACAUCUCCGUUUCCCUCCCUUCAGCCCCUUAACCUCUCCCCACCCCCACCUCCUUUCCCCAAGAAGCCGGCUCCAGGGCGCGUUCACCCCUGUAAGAAGGGCGGACACGGGAGGCGCUGUCUCCGCUCCCGGAAGAUCAUGUAUCAGCCCAGCAGGGGGGCGGCCCGGCGUCUCAGCCCCUGCCUCCGUACCUAUCAGGCUCGCCCCCAGGACCAGCUUUCUCCACGGGUUCUACCAUUCCCCCCACUUUGGCCCCACUCCACAGCAACCACUUCUCCAUCUAAUGUUCUCCGGUCUCCCCCACUCCCACCCACCCCUAUCUGGCUGCUUCCCAGAGCUCCUCCACUCCCUCUUCCUCAGAUCCAGGCCCUCAGCUCACCGUGGGUGGUUCUCCCUCCAGGAAAGGGGGAGGAGGGACCAGGACCUGAGAUGCAUAGCGGCUGCCUGGAUGGCCUUAGGAGCUUAUUUGAGGGACCUCCCUGCCCCUGUCCUGGGGCUUUGAUACCUUUCCAAGCCCCUGGGACUUCUUGCCCUUCCCCUGCCACUCCAUCAGGAGAUCCAAGUAUGGAGGAGCACCUGGCUAUCAUGUAUGAGAGACUGAGACAAGAGCUUCCCAAUCUCUUCCUUCACUCCCACGACUAUACUCUCUACUCAUCGGAUGUGGAAUUCAUCAAUGAGAUCCUGAACAUACGUACCAAGGGCCUAACAUGGUACAUUCUGUCACUGACCCUCUGCCGCUUCCUGGCCUGGAACUAUUUUGCACAGCUUCGGUUGGAGGUUCUACAGCUGACCCGCCACCCAGAGAAUUGGACCCUGCAAGCACGCUGGCGGCUUGUAGGGCUGCCCAUCCACAGGCUCUUCCUGCGUUUCUACAAGCGUGACAAGGAAGAGCUUUACCGGACCUAUGAUGCCUAUUCCACCUUCUACCUGAAUUCCAAUGGCCUCAUUUGUCGCCAUCGCCUAGACAAACUGAUGCCUUCACACUCACCCCCAACGCCUGUGAAGAAGCUGCUAGUGGGAGCCCUGGUAGCUCUAGGACUGUCAGAGCCAGAACCCAACUUACACCUGUGUUCUAAGACCUGAUCCAGGAACUGGGCUGAGGCAACACUGAAGAAUCUGCUAUAUACGCACAAGUGCUGGAGGUGACCUAGAAUCUCGGGAGCCAGCUUCCUCUUCUCUUUUUUUUUUUUUUUUUUUUUUUGCCAUCUCAUGCCAUGUAAAGAUGCUGUGUAAUUUAACUUGUAAAUAAUAAAGUCUACGUGAAUAUA